Messenger RNA from Closterium sp. NIES-67, 1144 nucleotides. The record is from the annotation of a GenBank genome assembly. Lineage: Eukaryota; Viridiplantae; Streptophyta; Zygnematophyceae; Desmidiales; Closteriaceae.
CUGGGAGUAACUUACUCCUCGUGAGCCACUUAGUCUGCAGACUAGGAGUGAAAACGACGCUCCCUGACCAAUCAGCGACGCUUUCCUCUCGGAAGUUCCGAGCUUCUCCUCCUCGUUCGGCGCAUUUCGCCGCUCGCGAUCCGAGAUUCUGUCCAUCCGUCUCCUACCGUCUUUCCGUCGUUCGUCUUUCAAACCAUCACCAAGGAAUUCACUCCACCAAGGCAAACCCCCCUCCCGCGUCUGCCGCCACUCACCGUGUCCCUUCUCCAAGCUAAACUUUCGUCGUAGAUAUAUUUUUUAGGCUCUUCAAAAGUACCUUUCGUAUCUUCCACUCAACGACACCAAGGCGACGCAACGACUGUAGGCGACGCGAUGGGGAUCUUUCUGGACGAGCCCAAGUUCCCCGUGAUUGAUCGCACGCCGUCGUUCGGUCGCACGGUCGGUAACUUCACGUUCAGCGACUACAAGAAUGUCGCCACCUUCACCGCCGUGUCGCUGCCGUUCGGCUACCUUGCGGGUGGGAGCGCCAACCUGAGGGGCCCCAGCAUGUAUUGUGCCGGCAUUCUGGGAUUAAUGGGGGGUUUUAUGUACGCGUACCAGCAGUCGUCUGGCCGCCUCAUGGGGAUGUUUCCCAACAAGUGGGAGGUGGAGCGGGAGAAGUGGAGCAAUUAAAAGUGGAGCAGCGAGGAUGGUGACCUGGCCGUGCUGAGCUGGAAAUGGGACCAAUUUGGGCCUCAGUGGGGGAUUCAUGUAUGCAGUUGGCAUUCAUGUGCGCUUAUCAGCAGCCCUCUGGUCGGCUCAUGGGCAUGUUCCCACAACUGGUGGGAGGUGAAGUGAGAGAAGUGGAUUGGAGCAAGUAGGCAAGGAGUGAGCCAGUAGAAGAUAGUGGGAGAAGAGCCCAAGGGUCAUGGUAUUUGUAGAAAGUUGUACGGCACAGGCCUUCUUUGGACUGGGUGGGCUGUUCAUCUAAAUGCAUUGUGAGUUCGCGUUUUGAGGGAGGAGGGAUGUUGCGUUUUGGUUACUAUGAUGGUGGAACAAAAGCAUGUAACUGCAAGUGGACCAGUUACGCAGGGUACAUGUCAAUUUAUACAUAUAUUUGUAUGUAGAAGUUAUAGACUAGAUAGGUUUGUGCUCUUAGAGAGUA